UGUCGUCGAUAUGAAGUUGUUUCCUGCUGGGACAGUUUAAAUAAAGGAACUGGGACACAGCGGGGUAGAUUAAUACACCCGCACAGGCUGAACGGUAUUAGAAUAGAACACAGCAGCUCUUAACGACUGCUUAGCUCGCCAAUAUAUUUGAUUACAGACUACUUGUCUGGUAGAGAGAACGACAACCGAUCCAAAACAUUUUGAAUUGUAUCCUACUGUUUUUUAUUUAAUUCGUGCUGAUCUGAAAGCACGUAACGGUGGUAUUUUGGGGGGGGCGAUAUUAUUGGGAAACCUAGGUUUCUUUCGUGUUUUAUUUCACUACCCUCGGAAUGCUUACUCAGAACAGGAUACAAAAGAUCUGGAUUCCUUCAAAGGAUGACAAACCGGCAGUCCCCCGGCGAUUGACGGGGGCCCCACACCUGGCCAACCCCCCAACAGUGAUUGUGAUGGUGGGUCUGCCAGCCAGGGGGAAGACCUACAUGUCCAAGAAACUCACCCGAUACCUCAAUUGGAUCGGCAUGCCCACCAAAGUCUUUAACGUGGGAGAGUAUCGCAGAGAAGCAGUCAAGAACUACAGCUCGUAUGACUUCUUCAAGGCUGACAACGAGAGUGCUGUGAAAAUCAGACAACAAUGUGCCUUAGCAGCUCUGAGAGAUGUUGAGUCUUACCUGACAGAGGAGGGAGGCCAGGUUGCAGUCUUCGAUGCCACCAACACUACUCGUGAGAGACGAGACAUGAUCCUGGACUUUGGCAGUGAGAACGGCUUCAAGAUCUUCUUCAUUGAGUCGGUGUGUGAUGAUCCCAGCGUCAUCGCCACAAAUAUCAUGGAAGUGAAGGUGUCCUGCCCAGACUACCAGGACUGCAACAAGACAGACGCCAUGGAGGACUUCCAUAAGAGGAUAGAGUGUUACAGGGUCCACUACGAACCCCUGGACCCAGACCAGUACGACAGGAGCCUGUCCUUCAUCAAGGUGGUAGAUGUAGGCAGACGGUUCCUGGUGAACCGGAUCCAGGACCACGUCCAGAGUAAGAUCGUCUACUACCUGAUGAACAUCCACGUCCAGCCCAGAGCCAUCUACCUGUGUCGCCAUGGAGAGAGCACGCACAACCUGCAGGGACGCCUGGGGGGAGACUCAGGGCUGUCGCCAAGGGGGAGAAAGUUUUCUGGGGCGUUGUCGACGUUCGUUAAAGAGCAGAACUUGACGGAUCUGAAGGUGUGGACCAAUCAGAUGUGUUGCAGCAUCCAGACUGCUGAGAGCCUGGGAGUGCCCUACGAACAGUGGAAGGCCCUCAACGAGAUAGACGCUGGUGUGUGUGAGGAGAUGACGUACGAUGAGGUGAAGGAGAAGUACCCUGAGGAGUUUGCUCUGAGAGACCAGGACAAAUAUUACUACCGCUACCCCACAGGAGAGUCCUAUCAGGACCUGGUCCAGCGGGUGGAGCCAGUGAUCAUGGAGCUGGAGAGACAGGAGAACGUUCUGGUUAUCUGUCACCAGGCUGUGAUGCGCUGUCUGCUGGCUUACUUCCUGGAUAAGAGUGCAGAAGAGAUGCCCUACCUGAAGUGUCCCCUCCACACGGUGCUGAAGCUCACCCCCAUUGCCUACGGCUGCAAGGUAGAGUCCAUCUCACUCAACGUGGAAGCGGUGAACACCCACAGAGAGAGACCAGAGGAGAUGAAGAAGUAUCCUGGGACUCUGAUCAGGAGGAACAGUGUGACCCCCCUGACCAGCCCCGAGCCCAACAUCAAGAAACCCCGCAUCGACGGCCUGGACGAACCCCUCCAGGAGCUGCCCAUGUCCCUCUGCAGUCCUUCCCACCUCACCUUGGCCGGACAGCACUGGCUUGGCAAAGUCUGUCUAACAUGAAGAGAAUGUCCAACGAUCGCCAUGAGAUCCUGCAGCUCUGCCAAUGAGAUCGCACUGCCUCGUCACCUGAUCCAAGACCCCAGGAAGUGAAAGCCGGCAAAGAAAAUUCAACAAUGUCACCAAAAUGGACAUUGUUGUGUCCCCCCCCCCCAUCUUCCUCUUUCUGGAGAUCCCAGGGCACUUCUUUUCUCACACAGACAUGUUAGUGAGUGUCUGGUCUGUGUUAUCUGCCAGUGCUUGUAGUACAAACACUUUGCCUCUGGGAAAGAGCGAGAUUACACUGUACAUUAGGGGUCUUCACAGGUCCACCCGAAACACCCGAGCGGGCCCGGGUCCAAAAUUCUACGUUUUCCAUGAAUCUGUAGUGACCGCUCACCCUGGAAUGAUGGUUUAAUUAGUGUAAUAGCUCUGUGAUUUUAAGGAACUAUUAUAUCUGGUUUGAGUGACUACUUGGCACUCGGCAACGCAUCCUUCAGAGAGCUGGAACCAGGCCAAAAAUUUGAAAUCUCCCUUUCUUGACACCCUCCUGAGAUCUGAGUGAUGAGUCAUGUAUCCAUGGUUAUAUCACUCUUUUUAAAAACAGAUGGAAUCAUUUAGUUUACGAUGUAAACAUGUUCCUAUAGGAAUGCCUCUGAAAUAAUGACUACCCAAAUUGUGUUUGUCACUUUGGUUGAUGUUGAGCACUUAUUCACUUUUUUUGUUCUGAUUUCAUUUCUAAAGAUUUGAGUAUCAGACUGUUACUGAACAACCGGUGUACUCAUGCUAUGAAAUGAAUGAUUAUUUUGCACAGCAAAGUUGAUAUUCCUAUUGAGUGGUGUGUAUGACUGUGUCCAUAGACACAAUUGUCUCUUUCUGUCUUUCUCUCCGAAAGGAGAUUUGGACCUAGAGUGCCUAGUGCUUGUCUUUCAAGCCCAAUGCUGCUUCUGUACCCAUAUAGCUGGCCAUAGAAAUUCAGACAUAUGCUACCUUCAGAGAACAUGCAGUAUAACGUGAUUCACUUUUCUUUGCAAGCCAGCUGCUAACAUGUGUGAGCACUUAUAUCUUUGUUAUGAAAAUACGUUCUGUAAAUAGACAUGUAAAUAUAUAAGACUUGAAGGAAUGCUCAGCGUUUGGAAUGUUCAAGUCUCGAACUGAGUGGAAAGGUAUUUUGUAGAGGCUCUUUUGUACUGCUCUCUGAUUGGCUGAUUCAUACUUAAUUGUAAGUUUAAUUGUAAGUCGUGUACUACUCUGCCCUACAAAGGUAAAACGCAGUAACUAUGCCAACAGUGAAACUGAGAAAAAUGGCUUUGAAGUUGUUUUGUUAGCCGGCCAAAUAUGUUCUGCAUAUCAUAUUGGCAGUACUACUUUUGUUCAUUUGUUUGCUUCUGAUACUUGAAUUUUGUUUUUUUUGUAAGACAUUUUUUCUCAAACUAUUUAUUCCUAUGUAGAUUUAGAUGAUCGUUUGGAGCGGAUGGCCCCUGGUCUUGCCUGAGUACUGUGUAUAACUUGUGUAUGACAAGCAACGCUUCUGAGAGGACAACAUGUGUACAUUCUGCAUUUGCUGGGCCAAUAAAUCUCCAGGAAAAUAA
Molecule: messenger RNA, 3433 nt
Organism: Salvelinus fontinalis (brook trout)
Lineage: Eukaryota; Metazoa; Chordata; Actinopteri; Salmoniformes; Salmonidae
Product: 6-phosphofructo-2-kinase/fructose-2,6-bisphosphatase 3-like
Exons: 13
Coding region: 330-1865 (511 amino acids)
Biological process (GO): fructose metabolic process; fructose 2,6-bisphosphate metabolic process
Cellular component (GO): cytosol
Molecular function (GO): ATP binding; 6-phosphofructo-2-kinase activity; fructose-2,6-bisphosphate 2-phosphatase activity
Source: RefSeq, a predicted model, not a curated record